UAAUCACCACAAAUGCUCAACCACGUGAUAAAAAAAAAUUACACAGUAUUAAUGGCGGUCGCAUUGGCCCGACGAUCAUCAUAAAACAUAACGCAAUAUUAGCUGUUGAAGUGAUCAACAACAUGAAACAACAUCAAACUUCGAUACAUUGGCAUGGCAUGCAUCAAAGGAAUGUUCCUUGGAUGGAUGGAGUGGCAGAUGUAACGCAAUACGGAAUCCAACCAAACGGUGGGAAAUUCAGAUACAUACUCCGCGCUCAUCCUUCGGGAACUCAUUGGUAUCAUUCACACGUGGGAAAGCAGCGAGACGAAGGCAUUUUUGGAGCCCUUAUUGUUAAAGAAAAGCGUGAAACACUGAAAAAAUUGGAGCCUUUGCUAAAAGUUAAAAAAUUCGAAGAUUUUCCUGAACGAUAUACGCUCUCUGUCACAGAACACGAGAGAGUAGGCAGACAUGAAAGAGGUUGUUUACCAGAUGGAUCCGCACCGCCAGAAAUAAAAGAUGAACAUGUCUCAUCAUUUCAAAUAAAUGGAGUAAAACUACAGAAACGUGUACGAGAUGAUGAGCAGGUACCAUAUUAUACGGUGGAGAAGGGAAAAAACUACAGAUUUCGAGUGAUUGGCGCCAUAGAGUUUACCGUCUUCCGCAUUUCCAUCGAUGGCCAUAAAUUGCACGUUGUGUCAACGGACAGUUACCUCACGGAACCUUUUGAAACCGACGCUGUACAUGUUCACGUCGGCGAACGAUACGAUUUUAUCGUGAAGACCAGAACUGAUGUUGAAGCAGGGGCAGUAUUUCCAAUCCGAAUCGAGUCUGUGGAAGUAUAUUGUAACAACCACAGCCAACCGUUAGGUGUCGGGGUUGCGUAUCUCAGAUACUUCGCGCCUGUCAAGAGAGAACCAUGCAAGAAAAAUUGUGUAGCGCUAAACUGUCCAUUCGGGCACUAUCCUGUGGUUACCGGGUUUCCUCCAUCGUAUAACUGCUUCACCGUCUAUGAAGCUCUAAGCCUGCUCGUUCCCACUCCACGUGAAGAGCUUCCAGACGAUACCUACCCGCCUCCAGUUGUGGAGGAUUUCUUUAAUUUUAAAUUCUAUAAAUCCAAUCCGACUGUUAACAACGUUAAAUAUGUAUUCCCCAAAGUACCUUUUGCUAUGAGCUUUGGAAGUGUACCAGGCGAAUGCAAAUAUGGCAAAGAGGCCGAAAAGCGCUGCGACAAAGCGGGAUGUCCACACGCAGUCUAUGUAAAGAAAAGGGGAUCUUCAAUGUCUAUUCGAUUCGUCUUGUCUGACCUACCAGAAAAGAUAAGAGACGAACAUGUCGCGAAUCUGGUCACACAUCCAAUCCACUUGCAUGGUCAUUCUUUCUGGGUUACAAAGAUCGCCUAUCCUAGUUAUUAUUUGAAUGGUACUAUAAAAGCAGUCAACGACGAUAUAGAUGUACCAAGCUGUGGACAUGGACACUGGAAGAACAACAUCCAACCACAUGGACUCCGGGUUGACCAGACAACGAUACGCAAGGAUGUAAUCAUCGUUCCUGCUGGUGGUUACGUUGUGAUCGAGUUCCUUGCAACAAAUCCAGGAUGGUGGUUCAUGCAUUGCCACAUUGACCCUCAUCUUCUCAGGGGGAUGGCGAUUGCCGUAGGUGAAGAUGUCCACUGUCAGAAUCCACCACCACGUGGACUGAAUCAAACAAAUAUUCCAGAAUUCUGCUGGACCGUUAAUGAUUUCAAGGAAAAGGAGAAAUACCGAUGUGACCAACAAAAAGAGAUGUCCAUCCAAGAUCCAAUCGUCUCCGACGAGGAGAGAUUUUUCCCGAAUGAACCGGGUGAAGAAUUUGAUGUCAAGAACGAGAUGGAUAAAGGUGAAUCUCCCGGCGAGAAUUAUAAAGAAGAAUGGCUGAAUCCAAGAAUGAGUCUGAGCCAGCACAUGAAGAAAAUGCAGUAAUGGAUUUAGAAGGAACAAUCUCUUUCACGUUUUCAUAUUUUCAUCCCACUUCAAAUUUUUCGUAGUUAAUGCAUGCACUUCAAGUCGUAGAAACUAUAUUUCAGAGAGCUUGAAGGACGGUUUUCAUAUUUCAACUAUU
Dendronephthya gigantea is the source of this 2079-nucleotide messenger RNA. RefSeq names its product laccase-like. The record is from RefSeq and is a predicted model, not a curated record. The transcript is spliced from 3 exons. Bases 123 to 1940 code for a protein of 605 amino acids. Gene Ontology annotation, molecular function: oxidoreductase activity; copper ion binding. NCBI's taxonomy places the organism in Eukaryota, Metazoa, Cnidaria, Anthozoa, Malacalcyonacea, Nephtheidae.